CUUUCAUCUCAAAUUUCUCAGAAGGUUGGAUGAAGCCGGUCGCUGCCAAUAGUAGCUCGGCUGCGGCUUCUGCUCAAGCAGCGCUCAAAAGGCAACACCAACAAGCACAUCGGCGCAACAAUACUGUAUUCACGUCUCUCUCUGUGCUGGUCGCAGUAGCGAUUGCAGGAUUGGCGUUGGUGCUGUUCCGCUCAUCGACCGACAAUCUCGAAUCCGGCUCUACCGACCAGCAGCACCAAUCCACCCACCAAAACGACGAGCGAUUGGCUGCAGCGCUGCGCCAGGCGUACUUGGGCACUGACAACGCAGAGUCGCUCUUCCAAUUGCUCGCGCAUCCCAGCCAGCUCGAGUCCACUCGCCCGGGCGUGCCGCUGGAGAAUGGCGUGCCGGGAUCGGUCAUGCUGAACUUUACCGUUCCUGUUGUGCACUGGCAGCCGAGCGCUCCGUUCGCCCGCACCAUCGCAAAUCACGGAUUGCCCGUCGUGCUCAGACAUUCAGUGGUGGACACUUGGCCUGCGCGAACAUCCUGGACUCCCAGUUAUCUGGAGGGUGCCAUCAAGAGGUUGCGCGGAAUCUAUCGGAAUGAUAACAACCGAUUCUUUGGUCCGUACUAUGACCCGUCGCGUGCGCUGGCGCAGCUGGGCUUGACUCGUCCCAUCAAUCCUUAUGCCGACGAUGUGCAAAUGACUUCGACUGAGUUUUUUCAGAUCAUCACCAAGCCAAUUCAGGCCGGACAGCCCGCGUACUAUUUCAGCGGAGAAAGCACAAAGCUCGGCGCUACUGUCUUCCGAGAUACCCAGCCCAUGCAAGAGUUGUUCUCGCUUCGACCCGAGCGGUCGUCCGUCAAUGUUUGGCUCGGCCCGGCUGGCGCUGUCACGCCAGGCCACUAUGACGGCUACCACAAUUUCUUCACUCAACUCCGUGGCCGGAAGCGCUUUGUGCUGUUUCCUCCGAGCGACUGGGAUCGCGUUGGCGUUUUCCCCUUCUUGCAUCCCAACCACGCCCAGUGCCGCGCCAACCUCUCGUCGCCUGACGUCGCUCUCUUCCCCGAGCUGCAUCAAGCGACGGGCCUGGUCGUUGUGCUCGAGCCAGGCGAUAUGCUCUACCUGCCACCCCUGUGGUUUCACAUGGUCGAGUCGCUCGAAAUGUCCUUCUCGGUCAAUGUCUGGACUGACUCGGAUGAAACGGAGGUCAUGGAGCGCGUGUUUGGUGUCGAUUUACCACACGUCCUGCUGGAAACGAAGCAGUCUUCGUCGGCAGAGCCAGCCCUUCGCAUUUCGCUUGUCAUUCAGCGUCUGCUUGGCGAGCUGUUUGCUCAGAGCACGGGUCGCAAUGUGGCGUCAACGAGUCGUGCCAAAGCAGCCCACAGCUUCCUCGACAGACUCUACAACGUACGAUACAAGCACUUGUACGACUCCAAGCAGCUGCCUGCUGCAGACUAUGACUGGCAGACCAACCCGUCCAGCUGCAGUUUUGCCGAAAAGGCUGCCGUGGAGCGCGCACAAAAGCUUGUUUCCUCCAACAAGGCCGUCAGCCAGUUCGUGAAUGCCCAAUUACAAGCACUCCUGCAAUUACCAAGCAUGUCCCUCGAGCUGUGGCUUGGCAACUAUGUCGAGUUUUUAGCCGCCACCGCGGUUGGCCCUGCGAAUGCUGGCCACUUUAUGCGUGACAUUCGCGACUGUAUUCCAUGGGAGUAGGCCUUUCGGCAGAUGGCGCAAUAAAUUGUGCGUGGUUU
Messenger RNA from Capsaspora owczarzaki ATCC 30864, 1735 nucleotides. RefSeq lists its product as hypothetical. The record is from RefSeq and is a predicted model, not a curated record. Lineage: Eukaryota; Filasterea; Ministeriida; Capsasporidae. The transcript has 4 exons. Gene Ontology annotation, molecular function: 2-oxoglutarate-dependent dioxygenase activity. The coding region runs from base 30 to 1697 and encodes 555 amino acids.